AAUAUCGAAAGAAGAAGCAAGUUUAGAAAAAGUCAAGCAAUCCGACAAAGGACAUAAUUUUGCAAAUAUUAUCAAUAUACUGAACAAAUAUUAUUUAAAUCCGACAACGAUCAAAAUCAUUAUUGGGUUUUCUUUACCGGUUUCCUGUUGUAAAUAAAGUGAGCCAUGGCGCCACCACGACACGGUAGCCUCGGAGGAAGUGGUGGCGUUCGUUCUGGUUUCGGAGUAUAUGGUGGUGUACGUUCUGGGCGCAUUGAAAGCCGUCCGCGUCGUAGUGGCGGUCUAAACCGCGGUGCUGGUGCUGUAAACGAUGAUUUUUGCAGCAUGAACAAUAUUAACUGGUCGGACAUGCGACUACAGCCAUUUCAGAAAAGCUUUUACCAGGAACAUUUAAAAACUCGUAAUCGUUCAUCACAGGAAGUUGAUUGCUACCGUGCCCAGCAUCAAAUCACCGUACGGGGUCUGGCACCCAACCCUAUCCAGUGUUUUGAUGAAGCUUGCUUUCCAGAAUAUUGCAUGAAUGAAAUACGACGUCAGCGCUACAUAGAACCCACACCAAUUCAAGCCCAAUCAUGGCCAAUAGUUAUGUCAGGCAACAACUUGGUUGGCAUAGCUAAGACAGGUUCAGGCAAGACGCUGGCUUUUAUACUACCUGCCAUAGUGCACAUCAGAGGUCAAGAGCCAUUAAAGCGUGGUGAGGGUCCCAUAGCACUUGUACUAGCGCCUACGCGCGAACUGGCUCAGCAAAUUCAGUCGGUGGCCAAUGAUUUUGGCUCCAGCUCCUCUGUACGCAAUACAUGUAUUUUUGGAGGAGCUCCGCGUUCUCAGCAAGCCAAUGACUUGCAACGUGGUGUCGAAAUUGUGAUUGCCACACCGGGCCGUUUGCUUGAUUUUCUACAAGCCGGUACAACAAAUCUACGUCGCUGCACAUACCUUGUAUUAGACGAGGCUGACCGUAUGCUGGACAUGGGCUUUGAGCCGCAGAUACGUAAAAUACUUGGCCAAAUCAGGCCAGACCGUCAAAUACUGAUGUGGAGCGCAACUUGGCCAAAAGAAGUACGUCAACUAGCAGAAGACUUCCUCGGCAACUACAUACAGAUAAACAUCGGCUCAUUGGAACUGUCAGCCAACCACAACAUUCGGCAAUAUGUAGAAGUUUGCGCUGAGCAUGAGAAAGGCGCAAAAUUAAAAGACCUGUUAUCACACAUUUAUGACCAGGCCGCCAUGCCAGGAAAGAUUAUCAUAUUUGUAGCCACUAAAAAAAAAGUGGAUGAACUGGCACGGUUCAUAAAUGCUUUUGGCGUUGGUGUGGGUUCCAUUCAUGGCGACAAAUCCCAGAUGGAUCGUGACAAUGUGCUUAAUGACUUUCGUAGCGGCCGUGCCAAUAUAUUAGUGGCAACCGAUGUGGCAGCACGCGGCCUUGAUGUCGAUGGCAUUAAGUAUGUCAUUAACUUUGAUUUUCCACAAUCAUCAGAGGACUACAUACAUCGAAUUGGGCGCACUGGACGAAAGCAUUCUACAGGAACAUCGUAUGCGUUCUUUACACGAAAAAACACCAAAUGCGCACGCGCUUUGAUUGAGAUCCUGCGAGAGGCAAAUCAAAUCGUAAAUCCAGAAUUGGAAUACAUAGCACGCGAUGCGGGCGGUGGCAGUGGACGCAGUCGUGGUGGCCGUGGAUCUGUUAGAAAUUAUGUCGCAGGCGGCAAUGGAUCAUCCGGAAGAUCUAAUGCUUUCAGUUCCUAUCGUGGCUCUUUAAGUGGCUUUAGCGCGUUUAGCGAAUCUGGCAAUCGCUUUGAUCCAUCAAGCACGGCCAGGAGUAGUUUCAACACCGAACGGGGAUUCAGUAGCAGCACCGACCAAAGAAGCUAUAGCGGUGGUUCGUUUGGUGGUAAUGCUGGAUUUUUAAACGGUAACAGAUACUCAAACUCUGCGCGGCAUUAGAAAAAAUUAAUAGGAUUAUUAAUUAAUUAGGAUUAUUAAUUUUUCAUUAACACAUUAUCAUCCCUAUUGCUUAUUCAUUGCCACGAAUAGUAUCAGUACAAUUUUGAUAAAGGUUUUAAUCCAUUAAGCAUAUAAAAACAAUAUACAAAUAA
This is a messenger RNA of Drosophila novamexicana, 2093 nucleotides long. Its product is annotated as ATP-dependent RNA helicase p62-like. NCBI's taxonomy places the organism in Eukaryota, Metazoa, Arthropoda, Insecta, Diptera, Drosophilidae. Bases 166 to 1941 code for a protein of 591 amino acids. The transcript has 5 exons. Gene Ontology annotation, molecular function: RNA helicase activity; RNA binding; ATP binding. Gene Ontology annotation, cellular component: nucleus; ribonucleoprotein complex; cytoplasm. The record is from RefSeq and is a predicted model, not a curated record.